Klebsormidium nitens is the source of this 1662-nucleotide messenger RNA. NCBI's taxonomy places the organism in Eukaryota, Viridiplantae, Streptophyta, Klebsormidiophyceae, Klebsormidiales, Klebsormidiaceae. The record is from the annotation of a GenBank genome assembly.
UCGAUUGCUUGUUCUGCGCUCUGCUCAAAAGCGCAAACUCUUCUACUCAGAGAGCUCAUUCCCAGCAAUCCUCGCAACCUUCUCACCUGCAAUCCGCACUUCUAAGCUCCAUCUCUUCUUCUCCAAUCACACCAUGGCUUCCACUGCCUGCCUCCGUGCCUCUGGCUCCAUUGCCAGCUUCUCUGCCACCAAGGCGGCUUCAACCCCCUCUUCCCGCACCAGCUCUUUCUGCGGCGUCCGCAUCGCUCCUGCUGCCCCCAAGUCCACUGUUCGCGCUUCUACCCGCGGCUCCGCCCGCGCCUACGGCGAGCCCAAGUAUGACAUCAACAAGUUCAAGUUCGAGCCGAUCAGGGAGUCCACUGUUGCCCGGGAGAUGACCCGCCGCUACAUGACUGACAUGAUCACCCACGCCGAGACUGACGUCAUUGUGGUGGGGGCUGGCUCUGCUGGUCUGUCUGCUGCUUAUGAGAUUAGCAAGAACCCCAAUGUGAAGGUGGCCAUCAUCGAGCAGUCCGUGUCCCCUGGUGGGGGUGCCUGGCUCGGGGGCCAGCUCUUCAGUGCCAUGAUCGUCAGGAAGCCCGCUCAGGCCUUCCUUGAUGAUAUUGGUGUCCCUUAUGAAGAGAUGGACACCUACGUGGUCAUCAAGCACGCCGCCCUUUUCACCUCCACCAUCAUGUCCAAGCUCCUUGCUCGCCCCAAUGUCAAGCUUUUCAACGCGGUCGCUGCUGAGGACCUGAUCAUCAGGGAUGGUGCCGUCGGUGGAGUCGUGACCAACUGGUCCCUGGUGUCCCAGAACCACGACACCCAGUCCUGCAUGGACCCCAACGCCAUGGAGUCCAAGGUCGUCGUCUCUUCCUGCGGUCACGAUGGCCCCAUGGGAGCCACUGGUGUGAAGAGGCUCAAGUCCGUGGGCCUGGUCGACAACGUACCUGGGAUGAAGGCCCUGGACAUGAACAAGGCUGAGGAUGCUGUGGUUGCUCUGACCAGGAUGGUCGUGCCUGGCAUGAUCGUGACUGGCAUGGAGGUGGCUGAGAUUGAGGGCGCCCCCAGGAUGGGCCCCACUUUCGGUGCUAUGAUGAUCUCUGGCCAGAAGGCUGGUCACCUCGCCCUCCAGGCCCUUGGCCUCCCCAACGCCAUUGACGGAACAAUGGUCAGCGAAUCUGGUGUUGUCCCCGAGCUCAUCCUGGCCGAUGCUGACGACACUACCGCGUCUGCCUAAGUUCCCUUCUAGUUAGAAAUGUUAUGCAUCUUGUACAGGCAGGAGAUCUUGCUUCUUGAAGUUGGGUCUGAUGCACUGCAGAUAGUGUCAGUGUGCACGGUCUUGUGUCAACGUGCCACAAUCCUGAUGCAACUAGGGGUGCUGAAGACAGUGGCUGUCCUUGUGACACCACUGUUCUGAUGCUGAGAUCAUACCCUAACUACCUGACCACGGUAAAGCGUGCGGAGGGAAGUUGCCAGGAUCUGUCCUGUCGUCGAUAAGAGGUUGUAGCGGUCUGUAGAUCGUGUACAGCAGAGAUAGCGAAGGCCUCUUAGCCAGGGCAGAUUGUCUGUCAAUAUUCAUCGCAACGCGUGUUCGUCACAGGUAGAGCUUGCUAGUUGAUCAUGGAUUCGACCAAUUGAUAUAAAUUUACUCGACGAGAGGUAUUUUUAAUUCAUAACCGC